AUGCAAUACGUGGGCGGUUCGAGGCGAGAGUUGUCCGGGGUGAAGGAACUGGUGACCUCGAGGAGGGUGCAGAAGAGACCCUCCGCGAACGUUGUAAGGUCGGAUGGAGGUUGCAUCGGGGGCAGUCCAGGAAGCGGCGGCGUCAUUGCAGGUGGCUUGCUAGGCGGUUGCAGCGGUGGCAACGACGCCUUAGCAGAGUUAACCAUCGAGGACCUGGCAUCUCUUCCCGCCGGAAAUCACACCUCAGCCAAUCACACGGGCCAUUCCUCUCAUCACAAGAUUCUUUUGACAAACGAAAUUCCUUCGACGUUUCUUGCGACGGCGUACGUUGUCCGCGUGUCUCGCUCGAUGAAUGAGAAACUUCCAGAACAUCUGAGAUAUCUGGGAGCAACUUUCCAAGUCGUACUAAAGGGAGAAUAAAAAAGAAAGGAACCAACGAACUCGCUGGCAUCGUCGUUCGAUUCGUUGUGUCGACGUUUCUUAGAGCUUUUCCGAGUUUCCACCCCCAUCCACUUUCCGCGUCACUUUAUUUUCUUUUCUUACUGGAAUCCUUAUCCUCCAUUGAGGGACUCCUUCGUCGAUAUUCCUGUCAUACUUGUCGUUUUCCUCUCUAGCCGCCUUAAAACUCGACGGUUUAUCAAAUGCUUCGACGGUUUAUCAAAUGCUUCGACGGCUGAAAACAAUACUCUCUGGGGAGGGUGUCUCGAUUUCUUUCGACGUACUUCCAAGAAACCAGCACUUCCGGUGGAUCGCAAAAGUAAACAGGUCGAUGGUACUUGAACUAUUAAGUCGUCCAUUUACUUAUUAUUCAGGUAUCGUUUUUAAGUGGUCAUUAUUCAAAUGAAUAAUGCAUCGUCCGAAACCAUUGUUACUCCUUAAUGAUAUACAAAACAGAUGAUAUACAAAAUAGCAACAGGAUCAUUUGUAUUAGGAACACGUCCUCUAAAUUAUUGAUUAGAAU
Molecule: messenger RNA, 961 nt
Organism: Hylaeus anthracinus
Lineage: Eukaryota; Metazoa; Arthropoda; Insecta; Hymenoptera; Colletidae
Exons: 3
Coding region: 1-420 (139 amino acids)
Source: RefSeq, a predicted model, not a curated record